CGCCUCUUGAUUGCGUAGUAUGACGCAGAAUAAUAUGUGUCUGUCAAGAUGGCGGCCCCCGUGAGGCUGUUGGUCCGGAGGGUUUUCGGUCGAACUUCCUCGGCCAUCUCCGUCUCCACGCCCGGCAGAUUGCACCUGUCGGCCCACUGCUGGGCGUCGCUGUCCGGCCGAUGUUUUAGCGAUGAAGCGGGAGAGAAAAACACUCAUUUCGGCUUCGAAACUGUCCCGGAGGCAGAGAAGGCGAAGAAAGUGUACAAGGUGUUUGAGAACGUGGCGCAGAAGUACGACUUGAUGAACGACGCCAUGAGUCUUGGUAUCCACCGCCUUUGGAAAGAUGCGUUGCUGCACGCCAUGCACCCCCACCCCGGGGCGCACCUCCUGGAUGUAGCCGGUGGAACAGGCGACAUCGCAUUCCGUUUCCUGAAGUACGUCGCCUCUCAAAAAGAGCGCCGGGCCAGGCGCUUGGCGCGCUCUAUGCAGACGCCGUCGUGGCAGGACAUCUCGGAUAAAUACUCUGGCACCGAGGAGGAGGAGGGUGAGAAAGGUGGACUCCGGGAAUCCAGGGCGGUGGUCUGUGACAUCAACAAGGAGAUGCUGAAAGUGGGCAGGGAGAAAGCCCACCUCAUGGGCAUCAGUGCCGGUGUAUCGUGGGUGGUGGGGGACGCAGAGGAGUUGCCAUUCAAUGACGAUCAAUUUGACAUCUACACCAUCGCCUUCGGGAUUCGGAAUGUCACUCACGUAGAUCUGGCCCUGGAGGAGGCGCUGCGUGUCCUGAAACCAGGCGGCAGGUUCAUGUGUUUGGAGUUCAGCAAAGUGACCAAUCCCGUCUUGGCCAGGCUCUACGAUGCUUACAGCUUCCAGGUGAUUCCGGUUUUGGGGGAGGUGAUUGCGGGAGACUGGAAGUCGUAUCAGUACUUAGUGGAAAGCAUUCGCAAGUUUCCCGCUCAGGAGGAGUUCAAGGAAAUGAUAGAGGAUGCGGGUUUCUCGUGCGUGCACUACCACAACUUGACAGGCGGGGUGGUCUCCCUUCACUCGGGUUUCAAGAUGUGAGCGGGCGACCGUCACGGCCUCUCGCUGGCUCCUUCCGCCUGCCUCAAGUGUUCAAAGCAAAAACACCUGCAAGUGGCAGCACAGUGACUCAUCUGGUUGGAUUGUUGGCCUCACAGUUCUCAGGAUCCGGGUUCCAAUCCCGGACUUGCCUGUAUGGAGUUUGCAUGUUCUCCCCGUGCCUGCGUGUUUUUUCUCCGGGCACUCCAGUUU
This is a messenger RNA of Syngnathoides biaculeatus (alligator pipefish), 1260 nucleotides long. It is a transcript of the gene coq5, whose product is annotated as coenzyme Q5, methyltransferase. The coding region runs from base 49 to 1050 and encodes 333 amino acids. Lineage: Eukaryota; Metazoa; Chordata; Actinopteri; Syngnathiformes; Syngnathidae. The transcript has 8 exons. Gene Ontology annotation, molecular function: methyltransferase activity. Gene Ontology annotation, biological process: ubiquinone biosynthetic process. The record is from RefSeq and is a predicted model, not a curated record.